This is a messenger RNA of Macadamia integrifolia, 712 nucleotides long. RefSeq names its product H/ACA ribonucleoprotein complex subunit 3-like protein. Bases 99 to 293 code for a protein of 64 amino acids. NCBI's taxonomy places the organism in Eukaryota, Viridiplantae, Streptophyta, Magnoliopsida, Proteales, Proteaceae. The transcript has 4 exons. The record is from RefSeq and is a predicted model, not a curated record. Gene Ontology annotation, cellular component: box H/ACA snoRNP complex; box H/ACA telomerase RNP complex. Gene Ontology annotation, biological process: snRNA pseudouridine synthesis; positive regulation of telomerase RNA localization to Cajal body; rRNA pseudouridine synthesis. Gene Ontology annotation, molecular function: telomerase RNA binding; box H/ACA snoRNA binding.
AGAUGUUCUUUCUUCGUUCCUUCAUCCCUAACUGUUGUUGUUUAUUUUAUUCAAUACCUGGCUUAUUUUGGGUAUCAACAGGUUGAAGAUCUGCAACAAUGUAUGUUCAGUUUUACAUCAAUGAAAAUGGUGAUAAAGUUUACACUACCAAUAAAGAAUCACCGCUUGGGCUGGCAACGCAAUCUGCUCAUCCAGCUCGGUUCUCACCUGAUGACAAGUUCUCGAGGCAAAGAGUUCUUUUGAAGAAGCGUUUUGGGUUACUGCCAACCCAGAAGCCACCACCAAAAUACUAGCAUAUAUCCCAGGCUUUAUACUGUUCUUGGCAUCUCCCACUUUAAAACCCUCUUUGAGUGUAAUGAAGGAUAUAAAAAGGUAUUUAGAUGAAACAAUGGUUUACUGGACAUAUUGAUGAGGCUACGAAUUGAAGAAUUUGAAGCUGAUAUGAAUUGUAUUUAGAUGGAGACCGAUAGUUGACUGGACACCUCAAUGAGAUUUAUUAUUGAAGAAUUUUAGCUCGAUCCUUCACUAGCUUCUCAGAAGUUUGCUUUUUCGAUGGGCAUUACAAUAUUAUGCUGUGUUUGGGUUGUUUUACCUAUAUAGUUUAUCCGAAGGCAUACUUUAGCUGAAUUGGCAUUUCUAGUCUUGUAGCAAUGUGACCUCUCACCUCUACGAGGUACAUGAAAAUGGGAAAAGGGCCUCACAUUCUGAAAUC